ACCCCUAGACUUUCUCGCAUUAACCUUGAGUGUGCACCUUUUUGUUUACUCUCUCUGAGUUUGUCUUUGUUACUCGCUUUAAAAUUUCAGUGAAAUUAUUGUGGAUAUUUAUUAAUUGAUAUAGAUUGAUGUAAUUCAAGCAGGAGAACCUUUCAUUGAAAACAGAUUCUUGACAUACGAGAAUAUUUUAAACUGAGAAAAUGAAGAUAAAAGUAGAGCCAGAAAAUGAAUGUUCAGAAUUUAUAUUUAACCGAGGUGAUGAAAAGUUUCUUUUAAAGAAUUACAAGAAAGAAUUUAAUACGGAUACCAAAACAUUUUGUAGAAGAAUUAAAUCAGAACCUUUAGAACAUAAAAAUAUACAGGUAAAUACUUAUGAAAAUUUAAUUUUAACAAAUAACACAAGCGAUUCUAAUAUUUGGAGUAAUUCUUAUUGUAAUAGCGAAAUAGAUUGUAAGAAUAAAGAAAUAAAAAAGGAGAAAUGUGACACUAAAAAUGACAUAAAAUCAGAAUGCAAAGUCGUUUUGAAAAGAUUGAAUNCAAAAUAUUAUGUAUGA
Molecule: messenger RNA, 554 nt
Organism: Centruroides sculpturatus (bark scorpion)
Lineage: Eukaryota; Metazoa; Arthropoda; Arachnida; Scorpiones; Buthidae
Exons: 4
Coding region: 201-554 (117 amino acids)
Source: RefSeq, a predicted model, not a curated record